This is a messenger RNA of Drosophila eugracilis, 2952 nucleotides long. It is a transcript of the gene solo, whose product is annotated as sister chromatid cohesion protein solo. The record is from RefSeq and is a predicted model, not a curated record. The transcript has 2 exons. Lineage: Eukaryota; Metazoa; Arthropoda; Insecta; Diptera; Drosophilidae. The coding region runs from base 186 to 2933 and encodes 915 amino acids.
UAAUUUAUAAUGUAAAAUUAUAAUGGGAAUUCUGUUUUGUUAAUUUUACGCUAAUUAAGGCGGCUUAGUAAAAAGAACUAAUUUAAGUCUAUUUUUAUUAUUAUUUAUUUUAUUAUUUUUUAUUUGUCCAUUGUUUUGUCAUGUAGUUUGUUUUUUUUUGUUUUGUGUUUUCUUAAUUGCCUUUUAUGGAUUGGUCAACAACCACAGUAGAUCCGGAGUUGCCGCCGAUCCCAUCCACCUGUGAUAAGGAUGUCGUUGGAGAAUUCAUAGAUCAGCUGGAUCUGGUCAAGUACAUUAACAGCCUAACGGCUGUUCGGAAAUUGCGCGACUAUUUAUUGAAUGCCUUUAAAGACUUGGUCAACCAGGAAAGAGCUACUCUCGAGAGGCUAGAUCAAGAAAGACGUACUCAAAAGGCGGUACAGAUACGCGAGACAGCUGCCAUGAUGGACCGCUUUAUAGACGAAAUCAGCCGAUUGCUAGGCGAAAAUGAUCACGAAGAGACAAUGGAAAGAAAUGUAAACGGAGAGUCUCAGAACUUGAGUAUGGAUUGGGAUGCACAUGUUGCGCAAUUGGAGAUUACUCCACCACAGUUUGUUGUACCCCGACCAUCCGGAAUUGGGGCGAGACCAAGACCAAGAAGGGUAGGAGAAACAGAGAUUUUGCCUGCACCUCAAAUGCUACAAAAUUUUGUAGAUCAUUAUUCCAAUACUCGUCGGUUGUACGAUGUUAAUCAAGGUGCUAUACUAGAAGAUUCUAUUGAAAUAGUAAAUGAUGAACGCCCUGAAAUCGAUCAAGUAGUGCCCUCUUCCACCUAUGGUUCGUCAAGAUUCCGUCACUGGUUAAGUGAGGAUUACGUCGCACGCCAUGAAAUAAGAAAACUAAAUUUUGGUUUACCGAAUAAUAUGUUUCAGAGGUUGCCCUGGCCAGAUGCCCCAAAGCCAGUUUGGCCGGGUUGCAACCUGUCUGAAAACCCCAUCUGUACUUUUGUCGUAGUGCGUAGGACAAUUAUAAAACGGACUGAUACAACUGGUGACCACAGAGGAGACAACUCUAGUAUCUUGCAAGUUAGCAGUGUGGUAAACUUGGCACGUCAUCAGAGAUCCCAAAAUCAGGAAACGCCAAGAUUAGGUUUUGGCAGUCGUUACGAUGGGACCCCUGGGUCCGCAUCUGGGGCCCCUGAGACAGCAGCGGUGCGUGCUUCGAGCACACCACUUGGACAGAACAGCGAUCCAGGCUUGUCAUUUAUACCCAAUCUGACCUAUGACGAUGGGACCAUUCAACUGUUGGUACCAGGAAGAGCAGAAUCGACGCCACUGGGCCCCUCACUGCCAGGAGAACAUCCACUAGGAUUAGAAAUGGAGAGCGGUACUUUGGCGCUACCAGGAGAUGAUGAUGAAACAGCCGUUGUCGGACUUGCUGGGCCUUCAAUAGUGCGUUCUAGACUUGGAGGUACCCCAUCAUCGACUCCUUUUUUAUCUUUUCGACCAAGACUACCGGUCAUCGACGAGGAGCAUCAACGUCGUUUGACCUUAGUGUCACGUGAACUGCAGAUGAGCGUUUCAUUGCAAGCGGAUGAGCCGGUAAUGACGGCGGUACCGGAAGAAUCCCAGACAGCUGUACAGCCGGUGACUCCACCAUUGACCCCGCGCCGUGAGUGGUCUUCAGUUUUCCGAGCGCGAGAUCAUAUUGUUAAUUAUGCCGAAGGACCAGCUCCCAGGGACCCACUAAGGUUCAGACGUCCUUCUCGUCCCCGGGUGCGUGCUCCACGACCAGCAUUAGUUUCGACUCCUCCACCAACACCAGAACAACUUAUACAACGAGAAGAAGUACUGCAAAGCGAUCGGCAUAUUGCAACCACUUUUAUGUCCAACUUGCUACAAAACGCUUCGACAGUAAUUGAAGCUUCACAACUGGUAGUCGGCCUUUCACAGGUAGAUGUAUUGGCCUCAAUUCCCAUCGCCAGUCCAGCAUUGCGCCAAAUACAACCAACUACAGAAGCGAUCAACUCUACUGAAGUUUCCCAGGCUUCUACCAGUUUUUCCUACUCAGGGGCUUGUAUGGAAUCGACAGCUUUCUUGCCUGACCGUGCAGGAGGUCCAUUAGGAAUUUCUGCCAAUACACAAGACCAGCAAGCUCCGUUCGACUCUAAUGCUACUGCAUCAUUACCACCCAUUAGUUCUACUUUGAUCGUCAAGGACAAAAAUGUGCAAAAAAAAGGAACUUCAUAUAUUAAUGAAAUUAGACCCGAAAUUAUGGACUGCUCAAAUGGGAUGAAUGUUUCGGUACCACCUAUUCCAAUGGAAGUUGAUGAAGCUCCUAUGGAGGUUUCGAACACUUUGGCUAAUAUGAGUGCUCAUGCUUAUGUGACUGAUGUGCAGAUACUGCCGACGUUGCAAAUUCAUUCAUUAAAUGUUGCCAGUCAAAGUGAAUGCCGAAAGGAGGUAGAUUUUGGAAUGAACUCAACUGAUGGUGUUCAAACGACAAGAGAAGGUAGAAGAACACUACAUCCAUUACAUAGGGUGUCAGUAGACGAUUUGGCUUACAUUUCGAGACAUGCUGAUAUGCUGCGCCUAAUGGUAGAUCGCCAAAAGGAACUCACUAUGCACGGCAAGUCCCAACUGCUUUUAAGUAAAAAUAGCCAAGGCACUUCAAAGUAUUAUACUAUGCCCGCUGUUAAGGUCUACGAUCCAAAGGUUCUUCUGAAUAUGGAUAAGAACAAGAUUCGCGUUGUUCAUGGCCUGUUUGGAGCGCUUGUGCGACAGCCCCAGGUUGACAUACAGAAUACAUCGUUUAUUACGAAUCGUAAAGACGCCACUAUGGUAUAUAGUGUUUUACUUGAACUUAAAACUGCUCACAUUAUAAAUCUUAGCCCCGAUGGUAGAUUUUUUCCCUUCGGUAAAAAAAUCGAAAAAGAUUUUAUUAAUACCUUUUAAACGGUUUUUGUAUUUUAGG